GGGAGCAAGAUCUGAAGGAAAAUAUCUUUUUAAAUCGAAUUAAAAUUAAAUAAAAUCGUAGUGCAGUUUGUGAAGAUGGCGGACACUGUUGGCAAGGUUAUAGAAUGCAAAGCAGCAGUCGCCUGGGCUCCCAAAGAGCCCCUAAAGAUAGAAACGGUUCAAGUAGCUCCUCCAAAGGCUCAUGAAGUCCGAAUAAAACUAACAGCAACUGGUGUGUGUCAUACGGAUGCUUAUACUCUUGGAGGUUUUGAUGCUGAAGGUAAAUUCCCAACGAUUUUGGGACACGAGGGUGCUGGUAUUGUUGAAAGCGUUGGGGAAGGAGUUACUAAGUUCAAACCAGGUGAUCAUGUAAUACCUCUCUAUAUACCUCAAUGUGGUUCAUGUAAAUAUUGUUUGCACCCGGAGACUAAUUUGUGCCAAAAGAUUCGAUCAACACAAGGCCAAGGUGUGAUGCCCGAUGGUACUUCAAGAUUUACUUGCAAAGGCAAAGAAGUAUUCCAUUUCAUGGGCACAUCAACGUUCAGUGAAUAUACAGUUGUAGCAGACAUAUCCUUAGCUAAGGUUUCCGAAAAAGCUCCCCUGGACAAAGUUUGUUUACUUGGUUGUGGAAUACCGACUGGAUAUGGAGCUGCAUUAAACACUGCAAAGGUUAAACCUGGUAGCUCCUGUGCAGUUUGGGUGGGUGCUGUCGGUUUGGCCGUAGCCAUGGGGUGCAAAGCUGCUGGUGCGACUAGAAUUUUAGGAGUUGAUAUUAAUCCAGAUAAAUUCAAAGUUGCUGAACAAUUUGGUUGCACUGAAUUUCUGAACCCACUUGAUGUUAAAUCUGGUACGGUUCAAAAUCAUAUUGUAAAUAAUCUUUUUGAUGGUUUUGGAGUUGAUUACACUUUUGAAUGUGUUGGAAAUGUAGACACCAUGAGGACUGCUCUGGAGUCUUGUGCUAAAGGCUGGGGCGUUUCUGUAAUCGUCGGAGUAGCUCCUGCUGGUAAAGAAAUAUCUACAAGACCUUUCCAGCUGGUCACCGGACGUACCUGGAAGGGAACAGCUUUUGGAGGUUGGAAAAGUUGUGAAAGUGUACCAAAGCUUGUUGAUGAAUAUUUGAAUAAAAAAUUGAAAGUCGAUGAAUUUGUUACACAUGUGAUGGGACUUGAGGAUAUAAAUAAUGCUUUUACGUUGAUGCACGAAGGUAAAAGCAUAAGAGCUAUUGUGAAUCUUUAA
Ctenocephalides felis (cat flea) is the source of this 1215-nucleotide messenger RNA. It is a transcript of the gene Fdh, whose product is annotated as alcohol dehydrogenase class-3. The record is from RefSeq and is a predicted model, not a curated record. Gene Ontology annotation, cellular component: cytosol. Lineage: Eukaryota; Metazoa; Arthropoda; Insecta; Siphonaptera; Pulicidae. Gene Ontology annotation, molecular function: zinc ion binding; S-(hydroxymethyl)glutathione dehydrogenase [NAD(P)+] activity. Gene Ontology annotation, biological process: formaldehyde catabolic process.